AUGGCGCAUCUAUCUUCCACCACAAUGAGCGGCGCCUCCUAUAUGGACCGCUCCAUCUCCUCGACAUCAUCAGCACAUUUCAGCGCCUCAUCUUCGCCUGGCAUGGCCACUUCCGUCGUCGCUUCGGACCUCGCGAGCAACGAUGACAACCUCUCCGCCAUGGACGAGGAAUCUGUCUCCAUGCCGGCAACGCCACCCGACGCCUCGCACAUGGGCCAUGUUCACAUCCUCGAUUCUGCCGCCUCUGCAGCCACCAGCUCCAUCAACGCCACCGCCCAGCCCGUCAAGAAGCCCGAGCUCUUCCUCUCAAUCACUCGAGCCAAUCGACCCAAGCUCGUACUUUCCCCUACGGACCAGGAGCGCUUCACCGAGCACAUCCAAGAGAGCAAGAAGAAAUUCGCCUCCGAUACUGCAUACCUUCCCAAGUCGACCAACAUGGGCCUCAGCGACGUCGACGCCGCCGCUCUGCUCUCGGUGAAUCCAUUCAACUUUGCGCGCCCCAACGCCCAGAGCUGGGAGGACGACGAUGUCGACGUCGACCACGGUCGAACGCGCGCGGCAGCCAAGCCGGGCAAGACCGUCUUUAUGAACGCCUUCCCUUGCAUCUUUGUCUCGAACCUCACCAACUCGAUCUCGUUCUACCAGAAGCUGCUCGGCUUCUCGCCCAUCGGCAAACCAGCCAGCCACCAGGCCGUCCUGCGCCGUGGGCCUGCGGCACGUCCGCCGCGCUCGUCCAGUCAGCCAUACUCGGCCAUCCCCUCGGCCGCCGAAGAGCCCGGCGUGCGCAUCGUACUGCGUUACCUGCCUGCCGAGUGGGGCGAGCUCAAGGGCGACGGCUCGGGGCCGCCGCAGCUGCUCAUCGUCGUCAGCAACGUCGACGAGCUCUUCCAAGAGAUCGUGACCAAGCAGCAGCAGUUCAAGCCCAACGGCCGCGAGUACUUCCCCGAAGUGUUCCUGGGCAAGGCCAAGCUGAUCGGCAAGCCGCAGAACAAGCCGUGGGGAACGCGCGAGCUCCACGUCCUCGACCCCGAUGGCAACAAGAUCAUCUUCUACCACGAGCUCAACUGA
This is a messenger RNA of Moesziomyces antarcticus, 1068 nucleotides long. RefSeq lists its product as uncharacterized. The coding region runs from base 1 to 1068 and encodes 355 amino acids. The record is from RefSeq and is a predicted model, not a curated record. NCBI's taxonomy places the organism in Eukaryota, Fungi, Basidiomycota, Ustilaginomycetes, Ustilaginales, Ustilaginaceae. The transcript has a single exon.